AAAAAAAAAGGAAAAAUCGGUUUUGGUUUGUCGAAAGUCGAAUUGUCUUGUCGUUGUCGAAGAGAAGAAGCUACUGCUGUGCUGUGCUGCUGCUGGAGGUUACGACGAAUACGAAAAAAGAAAUUAUAAAAAAAUGGCAGCUACAAGAAGGCUGAAAAAAGAGCUCACCGAUUUGCAGGCUUCUGGACUUAGAUCCUUCAGAGAGGUUCUAAUAGAGGACCAGAAUCUUCUGCGGUGGACGGGGCUGAUUGUGCCAGAAAACCCACCUUACAACAAAGGAGCAUUUCGAAUUGAAAUAAAUUUUCCAGCUGAAUAUCCAUUCAAGCCACCAAAAAUUAACUUCAAAACAAAGAUCUAUCACCCUAACAUCGAUGAGAAGGGUCAAGUUUGUCUUCCAAUAAUUAGCACGGAAAAUUGGAAGCCUGCAACAAGAACAGAUCAAGUUAUCCAAGCGUUAGUAGCACUUGUGAAUGAUCCCGAGCCAGAGCAUCCACUGCGAGCAGACGUUGCCGAAGAGUAUCUUAAAGACCGUAAGAAGUUCAUCAAAAACGCCGAAGAGUAUACAAGAAAAAAUAGCGAGAAAAGACCAACGGAUUAAUAUUAAUUAUCGCUAUAUUCCCGCUUUUCAAAUAUUUUAUUAAUAUUUGUUUUUUCUUUUCUUUAAUUUAUAUUUUCGUGAUUUACUUUCAUUCUUAAUUCAAAAAUAAAAAAGAAAACAAAAAAUGUCCAACAAAUUAUUUUAUAUAAGACCUCAAUAUCUUGCUUUAUACAAACAAAAAUAUGAAUAAAAGAAAAUGCAUGGAUUAAAUUUAAAAUAAAAAAAAUCCAAAAAAAAGGUUUUUUGUGUGGGAAGAGAAAGAAGAAAAAUAAAGGAACUAUUUUUAAGUGAAACUUUUAAAAAAUGUCUACUUAUCGAAAUAGCAAUGAGAAUAAGAAAACAAAAUCACUGCUCAUAGUAAAAAAACAAAACUCUUAAAUAAAUAAAAUUAAUAAGCAGAUAUAUAAAAAUGAAUAUAAAUAUUACAUAGAACCAAAAUGUCUAUGUGCAAAACAAACAAAAAGAACAAUUUAAUAAAAACAAAAACAGAAUAAAUAAGACAAUUAUUGUGAACUAUAUUAAAAACAGAAAAUAAACAAUAUGUAUAUCAAAAAUUUAAAUAAACUGUGUGAAAUUCAUAAUUUCUA
Molecule: messenger RNA, 1185 nt
Organism: Eupeodes corollae
Lineage: Eukaryota; Metazoa; Arthropoda; Insecta; Diptera; Syrphidae
Gene: Ubc10
Product: ubiquitin-conjugating enzyme E2-18 kDa
Exons: 4
Coding region: 134-598 (154 amino acids)
Source: RefSeq, a predicted model, not a curated record